Messenger RNA from Lasiosphaeria miniovina, 658 nucleotides. RefSeq lists its product as uncharacterized. The record is from RefSeq and is a predicted model, not a curated record. NCBI's taxonomy places the organism in Eukaryota, Fungi, Ascomycota, Sordariomycetes, Sordariales, Lasiosphaeriaceae. The transcript is spliced from 2 exons. The coding region runs from base 89 to 418 and encodes 109 amino acids.
GCCGGAAACUGGACUUCCAUGCACCUGGUCAAGCGCCUGGGCAAGGCGCAUUUGAUCUUAGCUCGACCCGACCUGUCCCAGGUCUGCGAUGCAAGUGGCCGUCUCAUCCAGGCCUGCGGCAUCAUUACUCUGUCCUGGAAGUGGCAUGACCCCCGGGCAACCCACGUUCACGAAUGAGAGUUUUACGUCCUCCCCGACUCGCCCCAUAUUGACAUUUUGUUGGGCGCGAACUAUAUUGUGUCGGAGAAAUUGCUCCUCGUUAACGAGCCUGCUAUCUUACCGCUCUUGGAACACAAGAAGAGGCCCAAAGCAGACGACGCCGCCGUCGCUGCCGCAAAGGAGAGACAGAAGCAGGAAAAAGCUGCGCUGGCGGAGCAGAAAAAGAAGGAGCAGGAAGAGAAGGAUGGAGCGGGAAUAGGGGCUAGAAAGUGAUCGGGAAGGUCGAUGACAUUGGGGCACUUCGGUGCUCGGUGCCGUUCAGAGGUGACGACAUCUGGGCCGCUGAUACCAACAAAGACCACAUGAACAGCAGCAAAUCAGUUUUAGAUGGGAGUGGGUAGCUAGUUAGCUUUCUAGAUUCAGGAGUAGGACCGGAAGAUUCAUGUAGAUUGCCUGGGUAAGAUUGCCUUGAUAUCACAAGCAUGAGACUUUUUAACUU